AUAAAGGAUGUGAUGGGUCGGUCUUCCCUCCCCAGGAAGCAGAGCUGAGACUGGUGAAGUUCUUGCCUGAGAUUCUGGCCCUGCAGAGGGAUCUGGUGAAACGAUUCCAGAAUGUUCCAGAAGCUGAGUACCAGUCCAUCAGAGGUUUCAUUGACAGUCACAGCUCAGGGGGCCUGAAGCAGCUGCUCCACAGCCGCAUCAUGGUGUUUCUGUCCACGUGGAACAAGCUGAGGAGGUCUCUGGAGACUCGCGGGGAGAUCAAGCUGCCUGCAGACUACUGCUGUGCCGACCGGGACCUGGACACGGAGUUCGAGGUCAUUCUGCCCCGUCGCCAGGGCCUGGGCCUCUGCGCCACAGCCCUGGUCAGCUACCUGAUCAGCCUGCACAACGAGAUGGUCUAUGCGGUGGAGAAGUUCUCCAAGGAGGAGCACAGCUACUCCGUGGACGCCUCCGAGGUGACCGACCUGCACGUCAUCAGCUACGAGGUGGAGCGGGACCUGAUGCCGCUGAUCCUCUCCAACUGCCAGUACCACGUGGUGCAGGGCAGCGAGAGCCUGCAGGAGCUGGACCUGGAGCGGAUCCAGCGCCAGGUCAUCGGCCGCUUCCUCCAGGGCAAACCCAGGCUGAGACUUAGGGGCCUCCCCACGCUGGUGUACAGGCAAGACUGGAACUAUGAGCACCUGUUCGCCAGCAUCAGAAACAAAAUGCCCCAGAGCCCCCUCCCCCACUCGGCCACCAGCGCCCUGGGCAGGCAGCUGCAGUCCCACAGCGACACCUGCGAAGCUCUGUCCCUCGUGGAAGUCACGCUGGGGUUUCUGAGCACAGCUGGCGAGGACCCGGACAUGGACCUGAUGUACCUGCAGCAGGACAAGCUGCGCAUGGGCGACCAGACCGAGCAGGUGGUCAAGGCCUUACACCGAUGUCAGCUCCAGCACAUCAUCGCCCUCUGGCAGCUCCUCUCAGCCCACAAGUCUGAGCAGCUGCUGCGCCUGCAGAAAGAGCCCUUCAGGGAGAUCAGUGCCAAGUACAGAGUGGAACUCAGCCCGGAAAGCGCCAAGCACCUGCGCACGUUCCUGAACCAGAGCUCCCUGGACACCUUCCUCCUGGAGCUCCACGAAAUGAUCCUCUUGAAACUGAAGAACCCCCAAACCGAGGCCGGCUUCAACCCCGACUGGAG
Myotis brandtii (Brandt's bat) is the source of this 1177-nucleotide messenger RNA. Its product is annotated as E3 ubiquitin-protein ligase RNF213-like. Gene Ontology annotation, molecular function: ATP hydrolysis activity; ubiquitin-protein transferase activity. The transcript is spliced from 7 exons. The annotation marks the transcript as partial. The record is from RefSeq and is a predicted model, not a curated record. NCBI's taxonomy places the organism in Eukaryota, Metazoa, Chordata, Mammalia, Chiroptera, Vespertilionidae. Gene Ontology annotation, cellular component: nucleolus; cytosol; membrane. Gene Ontology annotation, biological process: ubiquitin-dependent protein catabolic process; sprouting angiogenesis; negative regulation of non-canonical Wnt signaling pathway.